AUGGUGAGGCCUCCUUGUUGUGACAAAGGAGGAGUGAAGAAAGGGCCAUGGACUCCCGAAGAAGAUAUCAUUUUAGUUACUUACAUCCAAGAACAUGGUCCUGGUAAUUGGAGGGCUGUUCCAACCAAUACUGACAAUGACAUAAAGAACUAUUGGAACACACAUUUGAAGAAGAAACUCAACAAAGCUAAUCAAGAUUCUCAUCAAGAACUUGAUCAAUCAAGAGACCGUUCCUCGCUCUCUUCUUCUCCAUCGUCUUCUUCUGCUAAUUCCAACUCAAACAUCUCAAGAGGCCAAUGGGAAAGAAGGCUUCAAACCGAUAUUCACUUGGCCAAAAAGGCUCUCUCUGAGGCUUUGUCUCCUGCCGUAGCACCAAUCGCCACCUCAACAUUGGCAACUACUACAACAUCUUCCUCCGCUGAAUCAAGACGCUCUACUUCCUCAGCUUGCGGGUUUCUUAGGACGCAAGAAACAUCUACCACUUAUGCCUCAAGUACCGAGAAUAUAGCGAAAUUGCUCAAAGGAUGGGUGAAGAACUCGCCGAAGACUCAGAACUCCCCGGAUCAAAUGGUUUCUCCAGAUUCCGAGUCAAAAGAUGUGAUCAAGAGUGAUGUUGAGAAGGACUGUCUAGGGGCAUUUCAGACAUUUUCGGGGUUUGAUCACUUGAAAGAUUGUGACUCAUCAUAUGAUCAGGGUGGAGUUUCACCUGAUCAUGAGACCAAACCAGAUAUAACCGGAUGCAGUAACCAAAGUCAAUGGUCUUUGUUCGAGAAGUGGCUGUUUGAGGAUUCUGGUGGACAGAUUGGCGAUAUUCUAUUGGAUGAAAACCCUAAUUUCUUCUGA
Molecule: messenger RNA, 843 nt
Organism: Thlaspi arvense
Lineage: Eukaryota; Viridiplantae; Streptophyta; Magnoliopsida; Brassicales; Brassicaceae
Source: the annotation of a GenBank genome assembly